GUAUUCAUCAUCUACACCUCGGCCUAGUCAUAGUCUUCAAGCGUCUUCGUCUUCUCGGUUCAUGAUAGCACUGAAUCGUCUGAAAUCACAACCACUCACGGGGAAGCGAACCAAUACAGUGGUUCCCGAUAUAUCGCUGAGUGCUCCGCCUAAGAGGAUGGCGGCUUCCAAAAGCUCGCUAACGGAGCGCAUUAGAAACAAGUUAUCCGUCUCCUCAUCGGUGGUGCAUAGAAAAAAAGAAAAACUAUCCUGUCCCUCUACUCCUAAACCGGUGUAUCGUUCGAUUUCCACUUCGUCCAUUUCGCCUAAUAGGGCCCAGGUCACAGCGGCUGCAUCUCGACGGACCACGCCAUCCUCUACCGCCCAACGCAAUCAUCAAGAAAUCACUCCCGCCCCGAAAAGCAUCCUCAAACGUUCGGCCAGUACGACUUGCUGCAAUUUGAGUGACGAGGAGCAGGCAGGCCACCGGGCCAUCAAGAUCAGAAGUAGUAUGAUGGAUGACCUUCAACCACUGUAUCAAAUCCAACAGCAGUAUCGACGUCUGUCACCUUCGAUGCAACGUCGAUUGUUUGGUAAAAAGCUCAAGGUGCGAUUUGCCAAGGAUGUCGGUGUCAAAGAAACCUUUGGUCAGCAGGAAUACGAUCGUGGAUCGGAUCCCCAUGCUGUUUGUAACCGGCUCACACCCUUCUUGGCCCAACAAAUCAAAGAAGAACUGAACGCUUACAAAUUGCGAGAAAUGCUUGUUCACGACUACAGUCGGAUACACACGCAUUUUUUCCUGUAAUCUAUCUACGAAUCCCAUAUUAGUUUCCCAAAAAAAAGGUUCCCACAUCUAUUUUCCUUUUCCCAUCUAUUCCCUGAGCACUUUUCUCUCAUCCCCCUUAUUUUUAUAUAACCAGUUCACUUCUAUUAAUAUCAUGUAAGUUUUCUUUUCUUAUUCAUAUUAUUACCUCGCUAUGACUUCUUUUUUUUCCCAUCGAUUCUUCCUUUCGAAAAAGCUCGUCAACCAACAUUUUGGGCGUUGAACGCAAGACCAUCACCAAAAAACCAAAUUCCGCAAUAAAC
Messenger RNA from Radiomyces spectabilis, 1065 nucleotides. RefSeq lists its product as uncharacterized. The record is from RefSeq and is a predicted model, not a curated record. Gene Ontology annotation, biological process: actin cytoskeleton organization. NCBI's taxonomy places the organism in Eukaryota, Fungi, Mucoromycota, Mucoromycetes, Mucorales, Radiomycetaceae. Gene Ontology annotation, molecular function: actin binding. Bases 62 to 784 code for a protein of 240 amino acids. The transcript is spliced from 2 exons.